Molecule: messenger RNA, 1202 nt
Organism: Xenia sp. Carnegie-2017
Lineage: Eukaryota; Metazoa; Cnidaria; Anthozoa; Malacalcyonacea; Xeniidae
Product: procathepsin L-like
Exons: 4
Coding region: 130-1152 (340 amino acids)
Cellular component (GO): lysosome
Molecular function (GO): cysteine-type endopeptidase activity
Source: RefSeq, a predicted model, not a curated record
AUAAAACGUAUUGUUUGGGUUCGCGAGUGUGGGAUAUUGUAUCAAUGCUGUAGAAACUGUUUAUCUGGUAUCCUUGUUCCGAACUUGCAGCAGUUUGAGGCAUCAAUUUUUCAAUCGCCUUUAUCAAUCAUGGCUUCGUUGUCUUUGUCCGUUUUGUUGCUAUUAUGCGGCAUAGUAACGAUUUUUCAAGCUUUUCAAGUCGACAAACUCGAUUUACCCGGCAGCGAUGCCGAAUGGGAAACUUGGAAGAAAUUUCACGGUAAAACUUACGAGAAUCCGUACGUUGAGACGUAUCGUAAGGCAAUAUGGCAAGCAAAUCUCGAGCACAUCAAAGAGCACAACAAUGGCAAGGCGAAAUUUAAGUUAGCCAUGAACCAACUGGGCGAUUUGACUCCCAUGGAAUAUCGGUCGUUGAUGCUCGGAGCGAAACAUCGGAGAAAUAGUAUGAAGAGAUCCGGUUCAACCUUUCUAGCUCCAACUGACGUAGAACUACCUGAAUUUGUGGAUUGGCGGACGAAAGGUUACGUCACACCUGUUAAAAACCAAGGACAGUGUGGCUCUUGUUGGGCUUUCAGCACCACUGGUUCACUGGAAGGACAGCAUUUCAAAAAAACUGGUAACUUGGUAUCGCUAAGCGAGCAGAAUCUGGUAGACUGCACCGAAAAAUAUGGCAACGAGGGAUGUAAAGGAGGAUGGAUGGAUAAUGCUUUUGACUACAUUAAAGCAAAUGGUGGCAUUGAUACGGAAGCAACAUAUCCCUAUUAUUCAAGGGAUUUGGGUUAUUGUUAUUUUAGAGCGUCCGGAGUCGGUGCCACAGUUACAGGUCAUGUAGACAUCACCAAAUUCUCAGAGCAAGAUCUCCAGGUUGCCGUGGCUACAGUAGGACCAGUCUCGGUCGCCAUCGACGCGGGCCAUGUUAGCUUUCAAUUGUAUCAUGGAGGCGUGUAUUAUGAGCCAUCUUGCAACUCUACAAAAUUAGGUCUUGAUCACGCCGUCCUUGUUGUGGGGUAUGGUAACUACAAUGGCGAAGACUAUUGGCUCGUGAAAAAUAGCUGGGGGGAAUCUUGGGGCUUGAAUGGGUACAUCAUGAUGGCGAGGAACCAAAAUAAUAAUUGUGGGAUUGCAACUGCUGCAAGUUAUCCACUCGUUUGAUACGAUCUCGACAUAAAUGAUUUAAUUAAAGUCUCCUUUUUUUAGUUGAA